Messenger RNA from Aspergillus clavatus NRRL 1, 411 nucleotides. RefSeq lists its product as uncharacterized. Bases 1 to 411 code for a protein of 136 amino acids. NCBI's taxonomy places the organism in Eukaryota, Fungi, Ascomycota, Eurotiomycetes, Eurotiales, Aspergillaceae. The transcript is spliced from 3 exons. The record is from RefSeq and is a predicted model, not a curated record.
AUGCCAACUGAUCUCGACGGCGACUCGCAAAUGGCCUCAUCUCCCGAAUCCUCCGUCGGCUCUCCAGCCGGAUCCCGCACCCCUACCAACAACGCCGACCUCGACGACCCCCAUUCUGACUUCGCCGGGGCCACGGAGCUCUCCCCGCCGGGCUCGCAAACACAGAACUUCCCCGAUGUCACGGAAAUGGUGGGACUUGAGGGCAACGGGCCUGCGGGAGGCUCGUCGGCACAGAUCUCUGCGCAGCCGCAGCCGCAGCAGCAGCAGCAGCAGCCCGGGGCAAUGUGGAUGAACAAGCGGGCGGAGGAGGAGUACCAGCGAGCGCUGGAGUAUGUUGUGGACAAGGAUUUUAAUCUGGAUGAGUUCGGGGAUCCCUUUGAUGAGAGGGAUAUGGACGAAGACACGUUCUAG